Molecule: messenger RNA, 5363 nt
Organism: Scylla paramamosain (green mud crab)
Lineage: Eukaryota; Metazoa; Arthropoda; Malacostraca; Decapoda; Portunidae
Product: BTB/POZ domain-containing protein 1-like
Exons: 12
Coding region: 305-2428 (707 amino acids)
Biological process (GO): neurogenesis
Cellular component (GO): cytosol; P-body
Molecular function (GO): protein binding
Source: RefSeq, a predicted model, not a curated record
AGAGAGAGAGAGAGAGAGAGAGAGAGAGAGAGAGAGAGAGAGAGAGAGAGAGAGAGAGAGAGAGAGAAUAAAAAAAAAAAAGAAGAAACGGAUGCUGCGCCGAGUCUCAAAGUCGCCGAAACCCCCCCAGAUGUAAACAACAAGUGCAGGUGAAGUUUGGCAGGUGUGAGGAGGCAGGCUGCUCCCCCCACUCCACCAAGUCCUUCGGGGCGUUGCCUCCACCUCCGCCACUCUCUCCCACACCCUCGUCCUCUGCCACAUCACCUGUCUCACCUCUGUAUGCCGUGAGUGCGAGGGGACCGUCAUGGCUUGGUCUGGUGGCAACUCAACCACCACCAACACCACUCCCUCCAACAGCGCCUUCUCCCACCUCCGCAACAUGCAGGAGGGGGACCUCAGCUCGUCGGAGGAGUGCCUGGUGUACACGCCUGGCAGCAGCAGCGGCAAGGGAGGCUCCAGUGCUGGCAGCUUUGCACCAGCCUCUGCCACAGCACUCCCUUCCAACCACCAGGCCAACAAGACCCAGGCUGCAUCCAUGCCCCUCUCUGCUGGAAACAGCUUGGAUGGACCGACCACAGCUCCUCCCCCCUCCCCUGCCUCCCCAACGCUCUACACCAACCACACCAGCCAUGCCUCAGCCCCCAAAGCCUCCACCAGCCCUCUCACCACUGAUGGGACUGAGGAAAGUGCUGGGGCUAUCCUCCCAUCAACAGUGUACAACCACCCACCCAUUGGUCCCCCCAUCUACCCAUCCCUUCCCCCUGUGCCCCCUCCUUCAGCCCUCCCCAUCAGCCUUCAGCCCUCUGUCCCCACCCUCCCUCCCCUCAACGCUGUAGGUCUCCCCUCACCUCCUCCUCCACCACCACCACCACCACCACCACCUCCUCCACUCUCUGGCGCUGUCUCCCUCCUACCUAGUGUUCUCUCCAAUGGUGCUCCUACCCCUGCCCCAACUCCUGUCUCCCCUACCCCCCCUAGCAGUGGCCCUCCCCCCUCUCCUGCAGCUGGUGGGGGUAAUAAUGGCCCACUACCCCCAACCUCUGCAUCGGGGGCAGCCACUACUAAUUCCAAUGGUGUUGCACCUGCUCCAGUGGUGCCGCCUAAUAAUAAUGGUGGCGGGUCACCUCCGCCCUAUAACUGGCAGGCCAAUAUGACCACCGUGAAGGAGAGAUUUGCCUUCCUGUUCAACAAUGAGAUACUGAGUGAUGUGCACUUCCUGGUGGGGAAGGGCGACUCCUGCCAGAGGAUCCCGGCCCAUCGCUUUGUGCUGGCGGUGGGCAGUGCCGUGUUUGACGCAAUGUUCAAUGGGCAGCUCAGCACUCGCCAGGACCAGAUAGAGCUGCCCGACGUGGAGCCACAAGCUUUCCUGGCGCUGCUCAGGUUCCUCUACAGUGACGAGGUACAGAUUGGACCUGAGACGGUGAUGACAGUUCUGUACACCGCCAAGAAGUAUGCUGUGCCAGCCCUGGAGAAGGCCUGUGUGGAUUUUCUGAAGAGGAACCUUUCCCCUGACAAUGCCUUCAUGCUACUCACCCAGGCGAGACUCUUCGACGAGCCCCAGUUGGCUGCACUGUGCCUGGAGACCAUCGACAAGAACACGGCAGACUCCCUGGCAGCAGAGGGCUUCACUGACCUGGACAACAGUACCCUCUGCAUGGUGCUGGAGCGAGACACACUCCGCAUUCGGGAGGCCAAGCUUUUUGAGGCGGCUGUCAGGUGGUCAGAGGCAGAGUGUGAGCGGGAGGGCAUGCCAGUGACAGGAGCCAACCAGAGGAAGCUGCUUGGGCCGGCUUUGUCUCUGGUGCGCUUUCCUCUCAUGACGGUAGAGGAGUUUGCCCAGGGACCUGCCCAGUCUGGCAUCCUCACUGACAGAGAGGUGGUGCAGCUCUUCUUACACUUCACGGUGAACCCGAAGCCACCUGUCAAUUUCCUGGACAUUCCCCGCUGCUGCAUGACGGGCAAGGAGCAGACAGUGUGCAGGUUCCAGCAGAUAGAGUCCCGAUGGGGAUACUCUGGCACUAGUGACCGCAUCAGGUUCAUUGUGGACCGGCGGAUAUUUGUGGUUGGGUUUGGCAUGUACGGCUCCAUCCAUGGUCCAUCAGAGUAUGAGGUGACCAUUCAGAUCAUCCACACUGCCACGGGGAAGGUUUGUGCCAGUAAUGACACCAGCUUCACCUCGGACGGAACAGUCAACACCUUCCGAGUCAUGUUCAAGGAGCCAGUGGAAGUUCUGCCCAACACCAACUACACUGCCUAUGCUACACUUAAGGGUCCGGAUUCUCACUACGGCACAAAGGGGGUGAGGAAGGUGGCAGUGGAGUGCCCCUCAGGAGACCGAGCCACCUUCCAGUUCACCUAUGCUGCGGGCAACAAUAACGGCACGUCGGUGGAGGAUGGACAGAUCCCCGAGAUUAUCUUCUACACUUAGAAACGGUCCUCGAUGGUGCUGGCCAGGCAAGGGGCUCUGUGCAGUGUCCUCUUAGAUGUAGCGUUGGUUGUACUGGGAUACUUGGUGGUGGUUAGUUUGGUUGCCUGCCACAACAGCUCUAGUAUUGUCCAGGCAAGGGUCUCUGCUGGGUUACCCUCAUAUAUUGGUUUUAUAGGGAUGCUUGAUGCUUCGUGGUUUUAUGUUUUGUUUUACUUAUGAAGUAAAAAGUUGCCUACAUUUACAGUUCAAGGCAUUCCUGUAUUAGUAUUAUGAAAGCAAGGGUCUCUGUGGCUUGUCCUCUCAAAUCUGUUACUGGUUUUACAGGAAUGCUGGUAUGGUUCAAGACAAUUUGACUGAAGGUUUCAUUAGUGUAUUCUGCAACUUACCUGUCUGAUCCUGUGUAUACAGUAUGCUUUAGGAAUACUUAAAUUAACAUAUUGGAUGCAAGCAGCAAUAGUAAAUAACACUAAGUAUAGCUAAUUUCAAGUUUCAGUUACAGAUAAUGUUUGCUGGCUGUGUAUAUUAUUAGUGUGAUAAGUAUUUCUAAAGUUUAUAACAGUACAAGCACUGGUCUUGACAGGUAAGCUGCCAGACAUGAUAAUACAACCUUUAGUUCAUGUGACUGCUGUUAGUUUGACAGAAAAUGCUGGUUAAUUUUAAGUUUGUUUCUUAAUUAUGAGGUACAAACCCACAGUGAAUUUGAUAGGAAAAGAAUAUAGACAAAUAUGGAGGAAGCUUAACAUUGCUGGUCACUCAACAUUGCAAUCAUUUGUGGGUUCAGAUGUGCCCAGACCAGACUGUUAGGUUAGGACUUCAAGGUGAUGGGUAGACUAUAAUCAUUGCUGGACUAGUUGUUGUCAUGAGGAUAAUUGAAAUAGAGAGCUGAGUAUCUGAAUAUAAAACUAGUAAUUGACUGCAUAUGAGACUAUAUGGAAAGGAAAAAGCCACUUAAUAUAGAAGAAUUUCCAGGUUAUAGUGUCCAAGGAAUCUCAUGAGCUGAAGAUGAUCAAAAGUAUUGUUGGUAUAAGUCACGUUUGUACUGUCACAGUCAUAAGAACUGCACUUCAACUACUUUCAGAAGGCUCUAGUUGAUGUGACACAGGUUUUUAAGGGUGUUUUUAUGGUUGUAGUGACAAAUUAUUAAGAUUUCUACAUUAUUAAAUGGAGAAACACUCUUGAGAACCUGGCUUGUCAUCUGCAUGACCUUGGAAAACAGUAGUGGUGAUAGAGCAGUGUUACAGAAUACUGGCUUAAGUCAUAUAACCUGUCCUCUUUUCCCACUGUAUUUUGUGUUUCUCCUGUCUUAAGUUAUUUUGUAUAAAAAUCUGUCAGUUGUAAGUUUUUUUAAGGAGGUUUUCAACAGAUCAGAGCAGAGAAAACAGGAAGCAAGUACAGGGUUUGUGACUGUGACUGUACAUGCAUAUAAUUGUGUGUGUGAGAGUGAGUGAGUGUCUGUACAUGUGUGCGUGUGAACUUAGCCAUUAGACAUUAGAGGUGGUCACUGUUGAGGCAUUCACGGUUUAUUUCAAGUAUUCCAUGUGUUAUGUUUCCUUCCCCUGAGCAUUAUGGUUUAGACUGGGUGUGGUAUUAGUAGUGGCUUGUGCAUGUCCCCACACACUCCUUAGUCCCCAGGAAUUGUUAGUAUUACACACUCAACUUCUUUGCUCAAGUAGAGUAUUACAUUUAAUUUGAUGUUACUUGGAUAUGUUUAUUUAGGCUUCAUUGCUAUUUAUGUCCUUGGAGAUAGGCAUUGAUGAUAUGGUUUAUAAAGCUCGGUGCAUUUCAAUAGGUUAAGACGCUGUGUUAUGUUAAAAUAGGGUUUGUGUAGAUGGAGGUGGUCAAGUGUGAUGUUGGUGACAGUAGGUAAACAAGAGUGUGGAAUCACCUACUGUCUCUGGUGACAUCAACAACUGUACUGUGAUGUUUUCCUAUGUAAGGUUUAGUAUUUGAUAGCUGGCAGGUUGCAUGGAAGGCAAGGAGGCUCAGAAUGGAUUUUCCCCCUAUAUUAUAUAUGAAGGAGGUUAUACAAGGCAUAAAAAUGAAGGAGGAGAGAAAAAAAGACACUAAUUUUCCUCUCUAUAUCUGAAAGAGACAAGGCAAGGCAUGAAAAUAGAGAAGAAAGAAAAUCCUAAAAAACAACUAAUGAUUUACUAGGAACUAGGAAAUGUCUGGGGCAUCCUGUGUGGGAUUGUUGCUGUGGAGUAUAAGUGGAGAGAUAAAUAGGAAAUGUGUAGAGUAAAUAAAGUUGCAAGACAAGAUAGUGAUGAUAAGGCUGGUAAUGGAAGCUGUGUCAUCUCCCUCCUAAGCCUGAGCCAGUGUCACCCUUGCCCGUGCUACCCUGCCUAGUAAUUGUACACAUAUCAUAGCAGGGGGUGGUCAAGAUACCCUGUGGAAAUUAAGCAAGGUCAGUGGUCAUUGGAGAUUUGUUUUGAAGGUUCCAGUCAUUCCCUGCAGUGUCUCUGUGGUGCAAUAAGAGUGUUCAGCCACAUCACCUGCAGAAACUCAUGUGGGUGUGGUGUGAAUGGUUCCUGUGUUGUUAGACGGCUGAGUUGCAGAUUGUGUCUUGGUUCUGGUAACACACAGGAACUGAUGAGCUAAAGAAACUGUUGUAUUACUUGGUUGUGGUGUUGCUGUGUAGUAUUAUGUAUUAUUGUUACUGUUAUCUCAUCCUGCUUACAUAUUCCCAAGGUUAUACUGGGAUAGUUAUUACCGUGUUCUUAUUUUUGCUUCACGAGUUUCUUUGUGCAGUUAGGAUUCCUGCAAAUUCUACACUUCAUUGCCGUUUAGAAUGCCAAAUAACCUUAAGGGUAAGAGAUUCUAGUCAUGUGUUUUAAGGUAACAUGCAUUAGAUUCUUGGUUCUUCAAUAACUGACCUAUGCUGGAAGCUGUCCUGUGUACUCUCUGUGACCUAGGAAAUAUAAACUUGGUAUGGGAA